Sorex fumeus (smoky shrew) is the source of this 1142-nucleotide messenger RNA. It is a transcript of the gene TRIAP1, whose product is annotated as TP53 regulated inhibitor of apoptosis 1. The record is from RefSeq and is a predicted model, not a curated record. The transcript is spliced from 2 exons. NCBI's taxonomy places the organism in Eukaryota, Metazoa, Chordata, Mammalia, Eulipotyphla, Soricidae. Bases 23 to 253 code for a protein of 76 amino acids.
CGCCGCCGCCGCCGCCGCCGCCAUGAACAGCGUCGGGGAAGCGUGCACCGACAUGAAGCGCGAGUACGACCAGUGCUUCAACCGCUGGUUCGCCGAGAAGUUCCUCAAGGGGGACGGCUCCGGGGACCCGUGCACCGACCUCUUCAAGCGCUACCAGCAGUGCGUGCAGAAAGCCAUCAAGGAGAAGGAGAUUCCCAUUGAAGGACUGGAAUUCAUGGGCAAUGGCAAAGAAAAGUCUGAGAGCUCUUCUUGAUCUCGACAGUCACCUUAAAUUUGACUCUUCUGAGGAACUCUGGUUUUUGUCAGUUGAGACCGUGAAGAUAGCCACUGGUUUGAGGAGGAAUUUAUGGGGGAGUUUUAUUUUCUUCUCCUCGAGGUUUUCCUCUUGUAAAAGAUGAUGGACCAUCACUGCUUUGGGACAAUUCUCUCACAGCUUUGGCACCUUGAGAAACUCAGUAAGCUAAAACGGAAUUAUUUCUUGGGAUUAUGGUUGCAAUAACUUGAUCUGGAAUCAGCUUUAAAUAUAUACCAGUCUGUAAAUGAUGAUAAACCUGUCAGCGUCGCCUGACCUUGAUUUAUGCUGCCAAAAGGACUUGCGGUACACUCAACCUUGCCCUUGCCUUGGGGCACUGCUCACAGAUGCGAUUGAUUAGGACAUCUCUUUUUCUCUCAGGGAACUAAUGGUCUGAAACGGGAUCGUGGCAACAGUUUUAAUCAAUGCUUGAGAGCAGUUUUAUUUUUUAUAUACUCUAAUGCUUAAUACUGCUGGUGGGAGUUAGCCUGGAGGAAGACAACUUUUAACCCAGUUAACAUAGAGGGGUGUCAGAGCUCCGAUUAGCACUUGAAAGGUUGCAGUGACUACCGCGUCAGCUCUGUACAGUUCGGGAGUUCUGGCCCUUGAAGUAGCUAUGGAGGAAGCUAAAACAAAACUAUUUAUUGGGAUUACAAUUAUAAAUUGUAAAGAUUUGCUGUUGCCAGUUUUCAACUCAAGGUCAUGAAUUAAGUCAAAACCCGUAAGAUGCCAAAAUGCUACAACUGGUUAAGCAGGGAGAGGGAAGAGUUUUGCUUUAUUUGCCUCAUUUAUCCACUUUACCCUGCCCUUGAAAUCAUGAAAAUGGAAUAAACAUUUAUUUCUAGCAUUA